Molecule: messenger RNA, 2669 nt
Organism: Stylophora pistillata
Lineage: Eukaryota; Metazoa; Cnidaria; Anthozoa; Scleractinia; Pocilloporidae
Product: leucine-rich repeat and guanylate kinase domain-containing protein
Cellular component (GO): cytosol
Molecular function (GO): protein binding; GMP kinase activity
Source: RefSeq, a predicted model, not a curated record
ACUUAGAAACAAACUACAUACAAAAUGGCGGACAACACAUAAAAACUUAUAAGCUCUUCUAAAAUUUGGUGAACUCUUACCAGAAUCCACUUUUUACCCAGUCAAUGUACCCGAAAGAAACAGAAAUGAGUUCGAUAGGUAAAAGUAGCAAAGAGAAGGCAAUCGAUGCAAACACAGAGAUGGAAACUACCUCUGAGCAUGGACUCACGAAUGAGAUGAAACCCAAAGCCGCUGGCGAAGAACAGCACACCGAAAGUCGCCGUGCAAUGGAAUCGAAAACCAAUGUACGGCAAGUGAAUCCUGCUGAGGAUACGAGCCUACAGGAAGAAGAACUAGAAGAUCAGAGGUCGAGUGAGUUUGAGGACAUGAUAGCUGACGGUUUAUCAGAGCUGGGGAGAUCUGCUGAUGGAACGCUUCAAGUUUAUCUUCAUCUCUUUUUACCGGAUGUAAUUAUGUCACAUAACAAGAUAGAAGUUCUUCCAGAUUUGUCUGCCCAUCAUUGUCUUACCAGAUUAACACUGGACUACAACAACAUAUCAGAGAUCCAGGGAUUAUCAAGUUGUCAUCGUUUGACUCACUUUAGUCUGAUGAACAACAACAUAUCCAGGAUUGCUAAUUUGGACAACCUGCCACUCAAAUCACUCAAUUUGAGUAACAACAACAUAAAGAAAAUUGAAAACUUGGAAACCCUUAAAUAUCUUGAGAUAAUAAAUUUAUCCAGGAACAGUAUUCGCAGUAUGAAAGGUCUUCAGAAUCACAAUUUACUUCAAGAAAUUGACCUUGAAGAAAACCAGGUGAUCGAUAUUGCUGAAGUGCGGUACAUCAGAGAACUGAAUUUAUUACGAAAUCUGAACUUGCUUGGAAACCCGAUCCAAGGAAUGCCAGACUACAGACUGUCUUUAUUGUUCAAAAUACAAACUCUGACUGAACUGGAUCGAUCCAAGGUGUCACUUGGGGAAAAGGUUGCAGCGGUGAAUAUGUUUGAACCCCCUCCAGAGGUCAUAGCAGCGCGUGAUCAUAUGUUCCACGUGACAAAGGCUCUUCUCCAGCCGACAAGAAUUCAUGACAGCACCCUUCCAAGUGUGGACACGCCCUAUCCGAUGCUGAUCCUGUGUGGACCCCCCGGAUCAGGAAAACGUUAUUUGGCGCGAAGAUUAUGUCAGGAGUUUCCAGACUUCUUUGGCUUCGGCAUCUGUCAUACCACAAGAAUGCCUCGGGAGAAGGAAGAAAAUCUCGAGGACUACUGUUUUGUCACUCAAGAACAAUUUGAACAAGGAGUUGUAAUGGGUAAAUUCCUACAAACGUGCCAGCUGGCGGGGAACUGGUACGGUGUCACACGAGAGGCCGUUGAGAGUGUGGCCGGUGAAGGACUUGCUGCAGUGUUCCACAUGGACUUAGAGGGAGUAUUGAGUUUCAAGAACACUUAUUUUGAGCCCAGAUAUGUUUUGGUGCUUCCCGUAUCAAGAGAGAUUCACGGAGCACGCCUUCGGGAGCGACAUGAUUAUCCAGAGCCUUUGUUACUACAGUCGUUGGAUCGAGCUACUUUAUGCCUGGAGCACAACAGAAGAAAUCCCGGCUUCUUUGACAUGGCUAUCAACAGCGAAGAUCUCAGUGACGCUUACAAGCGACUUAAACUUCUUGUCAUGGAAUACCUUGGCAUGUCACCCCCAUCCACAGGGCAGUCUGAUUUGUUCAGCGAUAGCAUGACGUCUGUUGAAACCAGCCAAUCAGAGGAUACACUAAACCAUGGGGGCAAAUCAGGUACCAGUCAAACAACAAGUGUCACGGUCAACAUGGCGGCGAGGACCUGGUCACGACGGUCUGAGUCGUCCACAACUCCUCCCAAAGGAGUUAAAUUAACAAAGCAAAAGACACCAGUGGAAACUCUUUCCUUAGAGCGUCGCCAGACACAGAUAAAAGCGGCUGUAGCAGGUAUUCAUCAGAUAUCACUGGAACAGUUCAUGAUGGGCACAAGGCAAGCUGUUUCGGCUAGCUUCCAGCUCUCUUCGACACAGUAUUCUCCGACGGAAGUCAAACGCCCAAACUCAGUCCCACUCAAUUUUAACGUCUCUCUCGCUUCCAUCAUGGCCAAUGCGAGCAGUCAAAACGGGGCAAGAGAUGGAGGCCCGGAAUCGAACAUCUCUGAGUCUGACGAGGAACAGGACGGAACUUCAUCCAUAGUGUCAUCUGCGCGUGCGUACUCCAACGCUCAGUCUCCAAGAGAAUCAGAUGAAGAAGGUGUAGACUCAAGAGAUCUACUUGAUUUUAUUCCAACAGAAACACUUGACUUGCAUGAAACCGGCUCUGUUCCAUUUUCGGGAGGUUUGGGCCAAGUUGAAAUCGCCAAUUCUAUUUAAAAUGUGGCUGAUUCACAAGACGGAGAAAGAGAUCAAAGACCCUCACUCCAGAAUUUGAAAUAGAAAAAUAUUUCAACGUUUGCCGUAACUUACCGGUAGUUAACUUUGUGAGUCUUUUUUCACAGUACAAACCUAUUCCCUGUCGUUGUUCGUAUCUUUGGGGAACGUUGGGGGCAAUUCCAUUGGCCACAUGAAAUGCUAUCCCCCCCCUCCUGUUUUCGGCAAGACCUGAAAUGUCUUGUGAAUUGAACAGAGUUUGUUUGUUUAUAUUUUGUAUAGGAAAUGAAAUUAAAACAAAGAAUUUAUUACCUU